Messenger RNA from Dichomitus squalens LYAD-421 SS1, 1255 nucleotides. RefSeq lists its product as uncharacterized. The coding region runs from base 582 to 902 and encodes 106 amino acids. The record is from RefSeq and is a predicted model, not a curated record. The transcript is spliced from 3 exons. Lineage: Eukaryota; Fungi; Basidiomycota; Agaricomycetes; Polyporales; Polyporaceae.
GUUACAAGGCAAUAGCACCCCGAGUCCACAUUCCGAUGCAGGACCACUAUCAAAGAUGCUGAGAUAGUUAUCAGGUCAUGCCCUCGUCGUCUGCCUACGCCAGACCCUCGGAACUGCGCGUCUUGUGCUCAAAACGGAUCCUCUCCAUGCAACGCGCUGUGAAUCGGUGGCCUGGUCCACUUCUCGGUGUGAUCAUGAACAACAGCGGAAUCUCGAGUCGCUCUGUCGUGGUGAGCCCAGGCUUGUACCAUCCUGCGAUGUGGAGCUCCGCUCGGGACGUUUUCGUCGCUGUGAGAAACGCCAGUGCCGUCGGCACGAUGGUCUGCAGGGCACGUCGCAUAGAAGGUUUGCGCCCAUAGACCGGCGGGUCAGUGCCUAGGAGGACGUGGAGGCUAGGAGGACGGAGGGAAAAGAAGUCUGAUGACGAUCUGCGGCACAGGAUUGAGGUCAAUAGUCGUUCUGUAGCUUGCACGACGGAAUCCGCCAGUGUCAAGCGUACGACCGUAUAGUCAAGACGACUCCUAAGGGGAUCUAUAUGCAACUUUCGGUCCUUCGCGUUCGUCAAGUGCGCAUACUAUAACAUGCGCAACCCAUAUAGGCACUGCCUUGAGGGUUUCUUGGGUCGUUCAAAUGCUAUUGGCUGUAGCCCCGGUAGUCGGACAAUGCCUCUUCGGCCUGGUGGCGCAUUUGAAGGAUGUAUAGACCGACGUAUCUACCGAGUCAGCAGUAGGCUAGAUGCCAGAGUAACCAAGCGUCAUGACGUGGGCUGGCCCGUGCAGCAGGUAUACGCGGGCAGCGAGAGUAGACCCCGAGCUGACUGUUCGCGAAUCUGGGGAAACGCAGGAGCGACUUGGCCCAGCAACGAUUCACUUGUGUUCGCACACCCCGCUUCGAAGGAUUGAAACGUGGUAGACAUACCGGACAAUGCCAUCACUGGGCCCAUCGACAACUCCGCGCUUCACCAUAUACUCCUAAAAGCAAUGCUGAGAUUUUCAGGCGGUUCUUCGCUCUCGACUAGGACCACAAAUGGAUGCGCCAGGAUAAGCCGUAGUCAGAGUGGCGUAGCUCGCAACAGCGCUGCUCUCUCCACAUAUUUGAUGACAAACUCCACAGUUUGGCCUACUCUGCUGUAUGCGCUUACAGCCCUCCGAUCGUAUAUGCUGCUGCUAUAGGGCACUGUGAGAGACGGUCGGGACCCCAGCAAGAGACCGCGCAAGCAGACGCGGCUCCCGCCCCGGUUGGCAAACAGGACCAA